Messenger RNA from Cucumis sativus (cucumber), 3423 nucleotides. RefSeq lists its product as uncharacterized. Bases 2647 to 3222 code for a protein of 191 amino acids. The record is from RefSeq and is a predicted model, not a curated record. The transcript is spliced from 2 exons. NCBI's taxonomy places the organism in Eukaryota, Viridiplantae, Streptophyta, Magnoliopsida, Cucurbitales, Cucurbitaceae.
CUUCUCCCACCCACGUGGCGUUUCUUUCUCUCACUCGGAUUCGUCCAGAACCGAAAAGGCAAAGCAUUGCAUUUUCUGAAUUCCAUUUGUUUCCCUAACAGUUUCUAGCAGAUUCUUGUGUAAAAUCCAAAUGCACUCAUCUCAGGACAGGGCAUAAUGAACAGUGCCUUUUAAUGGUAUUUGCCACGCUAUUCUGCUUAAAUGAAACACAAGAGCAGGAAUACAGCUAGUGGACUAUUGGAUGUACUUGUAGUAAUAUAUUGACUUUCCAUGAAGAUGACAACACUAUCUCUAGCAUCCGGAAACGUUGUAAACAAAGAUUGCUGCUUGGAAUUUCCUCGUCUGUAUUUUGCGGAAGGUCCUUUGGCUGGUAAACUCCUUAGAAGUUCAUAUAGAAGAGGGUAUGGGUUUUGGUUGGAUGAUCCAAAAUUUCCCCGGUUUAAGAGUAGGAACAAAUUUUGUGUCAAUGCAAAAGUUAGAAAGUGGAGGAAGCGUGAUUAUCCUUGGCCAGAUGAUAUUCUUUUCUUACAAUAUUUGUAGCUCCUAUAAUAGAUGUUUCUUGCACCUGUUUCUCUUUUCAGUCCUGAAGCCUGUGCUGCAAUAUUGUGGAAAUCCUCCCAAAAAACUCCCAAGGUAAUUUAAUCGAAUUGAUGAUUGGACGUAUUUGACAACGAGACCAACUUUGUCUAACCCACGAAGUUUCUACGCGUGUAGGCUGCAGAGAAAUUGAGGAUCACAGCUCAAGAACAUUAUAAGCUUAAAAUUGCGGAUGGUAUCAUCCCUGUAAGCUCUAUGUCCUUUUUUCUUUUGUCGCUUUAUGAAACAAGUAAAGCAAGAGAGAUGGGAGAGUAAGAGUUGCAGAUCGAUUGCAAUUAGACAAUUGAUAGUUGAUAAAUGGAAGAAAACAUGGCCAGGUAUAACAGUUCUUUGUCGGUGUAUCACUCUAUUAAGAUGUGUUACAGCUUCUUUUGGCUUAUCUAACUGUUUCAACUCAACCUUCAUUCCCUUGAGAGAGAUGAAACUUCAAGAAAUAGUGCAUCCUAUAUAAUUGCUGGGCUAAUUAAUAAAACUUCAAGAAAUAGGAUACUUGGGACAAUAUCAUCUCUAAUGGGGCCCCAAUUGACAAAGAACUCAUAGAAGAACUCGAAGGAGUCAAAGCAGAGCUUGUCAAUAUCUUAAAGACAGCAAAUUUAGAAGUCAUUGGAGUGGUGAAAAAGAGUGCAGCCGCCCCAACAGAGGAGGUGAAAGAGAAGGUGCAGCGCCUGAAAGAGGAGAUCAAUGGAGAGAUUCAGAAGGCCAUAGAAGUGGAAGGGAUUGGCGAGAAAAUUGAGGAAUUAAAAGCAAAAAUGGCGAAUGUGUUGGAUCUGAAAGAGGUUAAGAGGGUGGAAGCUGAAAUAAAGGAGAAGAUUGUUGAAGCUUUAGAGGCAUCUGGGUUGAAAGAGAAAGUGGAGACUCUGAAAAUGGAGGUGGCAUCGUCCAUGGCGGCUGGUGCAGAAGGUAUGGUUGGUGUAAGAUAAUGGCAGGUUUUAGAUAAAUGCAUAAUAUAAUGGUCUUUACAUAUUGAGAGCGUGGGAAAGAUCAAUUAUUGAGGCUUUAUUUCUCUUUGUAAUAGAAUGUCUUUUCAGCUAAGAGACGAGGUUGUAAAUUGUAAUGUUGAUUAGAUUAACGUUUUCAAUAAUAUUGAUGAACAUUUUAAAUAUUACAACUUAACUAAGUGGUAAUUAGUAUAACAAACGAUAAGAUAAAUAGUCUAACAUCCAAGCAAAAACGUGGGGAGCUUGAUCGUUGCUUGAAAAACCAUGAAGUAUAUAUGCUUUGGAUUGGGAUUUUAGAGAUGUCGAAGAUUAAACAAGAAGUAAUAGUGUGGAGUAAGUAACAAUUAGAGUGUCGAGAUUAAACUUUUAACUUCUUUAGAAGGUCAUGCCAAUAUCGAAAACAAUUAACUGUGAAUAAGUAAGAAGAAUUAAUUAGAGAGUGGUUAGUGGAUGAUUGUAUUGUAUUAAAAACUAUGUUUAAGUUGAAUUAAGAUAAAUAAGAACUUGAGAAGAAAGAGAGAUUAGGAUGUUGGGAAGAUCAGCGUAAAUAAAGAAUAUGGAAACCCAACGAGCUUCGAGAGUCGAGAGAAUUCGAAAGAGUUCUUCGUCUCUCGUCUUUUAAAUUCUCCUCUCUCACCCACAGUCUCUCGUUCUUUGCAUCACAUUAUCAUUCUUCACAAUGGCUUUGAGAAGAUUGGAUGACUUCCCCAUGCAUAGAUUUACUGAACGUCCAAUGUGCAACACUGACUCAACACCCACAGUUCGAGAUCUUCCUACUGGAUAUGUAUAAGACCCCUUGCGACGAUUCAGGCACUGUGCAAAUUGGCUACACAGCCUUGACAUGGUGCAACAUCCAUGGACUUAGCCAUGCGGAGAUCUGUGCUAAUUACCUCACAGCGUUAUCUUCUCUGUUCCGUUCUCUUUUUUAUGUAGGGAAACACUGUAAUGAAGUUCGUUGGAUAUGAAAAAUCGAACCGGGUUUUCAGAAAUGGUAUCUACCGGAAAUCCUGUAAUGCCUUGGAUUGAAAACCAUCGCUUCUUGGCUCUCAUAGCUCAAGCUAUCCUUAAUCUUUUUUAGGAUAUAAACGAUAGAGUGACUUACGAAGACUCAAUGAGAAACAGAGCCAUUGGAUUGAAAGCAGCGGUGGGUUACGUUGGAAAUCUGGGACCGACUGAUGAUUUUUGUGUGGAGUUUAACGCUGCUUUCAUAAUUAAACGAAUGCUUGGAAGUUCUGUAUCGCUAAGAGCAAGUGUGAUGAUGGAGUUGAUCAGAAACAGAAAUGCUCGAGGCCCUGUUGGAGCAGUUUGUAGCCAUGUUUGUGAAAUCUUGAACUGGGCAGAAAUGGAUGAUAUGGUUUGUAUUUACGAUACUCUUGUAUUACCAAAAUCUCAUGUUCUUAAGGAUUGUAGAGUUCUUGCAGAAGUUGGAAAUAUUGCCGAGGCUUAUGGUGUGAUCACACAAACUAAUUAUCCUCGGCAUUUCAAAAUCCUUUGUCCAACAACUGUCACAAACGUUAUGAACAAAAACAGAUUUCCGAUUCUGCUUGCUGUUGCUCAAAUUUGUAAGUCUGAUAGCCAUGGAACUGAGCGUUCAGCAUCUUCUCAAACGCCGCUGGUUGAUGAACUCGUUGCGAUUCACCAUCACAACAACCUUAGACAUCAGGGGAGCCAUAGAUUGAAAGUGUGAGAGAAUUAAUUUAUUAUUUUUGUUGAAGAUGAUGCAUGUAUAUAUCGCGAAUGUUUUGGUUCUGUUUACUAUAUUUGAAAGUUUACGAAGGUUGAACUCGAGAGGAUUAAAACUUAGUUCAAAUUGAUGAAAUCAUGCCUAUAGAUGUACAUUGAUUUUUAGACAAAACAUGAUGAUUAUGAUUUAUGGGGUUUUCUUAUA